Molecule: messenger RNA, 1172 nt
Organism: Stomoxys calcitrans (stable fly)
Lineage: Eukaryota; Metazoa; Arthropoda; Insecta; Diptera; Muscidae
Product: post-GPI attachment to proteins factor 2-like
Exons: 3
Coding region: 268-1032 (254 amino acids)
Biological process (GO): GPI anchor biosynthetic process
Cellular component (GO): Golgi membrane; endoplasmic reticulum membrane
Source: RefSeq, a predicted model, not a curated record
UUGUUUACGUAUAUGACAACAACAAUAACCAAGGGGUUGCAACAACAAACCAUGGAGACAGAAUACAAUAAUUUUUUAGAUAAAAAAAGGUAGAACGAAGGUAACAAACAAAUUAUUGCAGUGAUAAUGAUUUGAAAUAGUAAUGAAAGUUGGACAAACAGAGCUGGCAUCCAAGUUAUCACACCUUUCUAUAGUAUCACCACCCAACCCUCUUCUAUGUAUCAGCAACGAAUCUAAACGAGAAAGAAAUACCUACUCAUAUGGAAAAUGUUACCAACCUAUGAAAGAUUGAAUGGACCAAAAGUAUUGUUCAAGAUUGCCUUUUCCAAAAUUGCCAUUAGUGCUAUUAGUCUAGCCUUAGGUGCAUUUUUGUUUUGCAUAUUCUGGUCAGUGGUGUUCGACUUUGAACGAUCCACUUUCACUCACUGCGAUGUGAGAAAUUAUCUGCCCUCAAUUUCUGCGGCCAUAGGUAACUAUGAGCCGCAAAAGUCCAUUUGGCGCAUUUCCAUCAUACUCCAUUUACCUGCUCGUUUGGCCGUGGCCCAUAUCUAUUACAAUUACUACAAAGAACACAUACGAAAAAAUCGACGCAUAUUCGCUCAAAUAGCCGUUGCAUUGAAUGUGAUUGAAAAUUUUGCUUUACUUUCACUAUCGGUAUGGACAUCUUCUGAUAGCUAUGACAUACACAGGAAUGCAUUUGUCGCCUUUAUUGCAUCUAGUGAACUAUAUAUGAUUAUAUCAUACUUUCUGAAUAAAAAUGGACGGAAGCAAGCAUUGACAGAAACCGAGGAGAAGUCGGUACGGUACAAACUUUCUUGCUUUCUAAUAAAUCUGUUGGCAUUUGCCUUGGCGGGUUACUUUUUCGUACGACACAAUUCAAAGUGUGAGCCAGGUGUGUACACACUUUUUGCGUUGUUCGAGUAUGUUGUGGUUUUUUCUAAUAUGAGCUACCAUAUGACAUCAUAUUGGGAUUUUUAUGGAUAUUUUGUACACUUCGAUAAGGAAAAUGGAAUGUAUUUAUCGCACUUAUAGCUGUAACUUGUAGCAUAACAUUUUUGUUUACAUUAAUGGGUCGAUUAUGGAUUGCAAAUCAACUUCAGUUGCGUUGUCAAAGGGCUAAUUUGUUUUGGAAAUUUCAAUUUCGGUAUUGAAAUAUAUUUUUUUGCAAUUUA